UCUUUAACGUGACAAUGGCCCUUCAAGCUGCUUCUUUGGUCUCCUCUGCUUUCUCUGUCCGAAAAGAAGGAAAAUCAAAUGCUUCAUCAUCAACAUCAUCAUCAUCUUUCAAAGAGUCUAGUCUUUUUGGUGAUACACUUUCAGACCAAAUCAAAGCUGAUUUUGUCUCUUCCUCCUUGAGAUGCCAGAGGGAACAAAGCUUGAGGAACAAAGGAGCAAUUAUUCGAGCUCAAACAAUCGCGACUUCAACCCCAUCGGUCACACAAUCUACCUUGAAUCGCAAGAAAACCGUUAGAAAAAGGAAAUUUAUCGUCACUGGAGUUCAUCAGGGCUAGUGUAAUGACCCGAUU
Molecule: messenger RNA, 350 nt
Organism: Raphanus sativus (radish)
Lineage: Eukaryota; Viridiplantae; Streptophyta; Magnoliopsida; Brassicales; Brassicaceae
Product: protochlorophyllide reductase A, chloroplastic
Exons: 3
Coding region: 15-335 (106 amino acids)
Molecular function (GO): protochlorophyllide reductase activity
Source: RefSeq, a predicted model, not a curated record